AUGGAAUUUCCUCUCAUACGACCCACUUUUUCGUUACCUUCUCCUACUUCACCAUCCGUCGUCGCAUUGCCGCCUUCAUCAUCCACCACCACUACUACGACCAAUAGCACUGCCAAUUCUCUUCCAAAAAAGAGACCUGCAAAAUCCCACGUUCCUGCAGCAUGCGUGAAUUGUCAAAAAGCACAUCUUGCUUGUGAUUUAUCAAGACCAUGUCGACGAUGCGUAUCUUCUGGAAAGGAAGGCACAUGUUAUGAUGUCCAGCAUAAGAAAAGGGGACGACCUAAACGACGUGAUAGACCAUCUACAGCAGGAGGAUCAACAACAACAACAACGUCGUGUACAACACCAACGGCAACAUUCCCACCUUUAUCAAAUCGCAAUUUAUAUGUGCUGCCAGCUGAGCUACCACGAUCAUCAUUUUUAAUGACACGACCCCCAGGCAAUGAUCCAGCUGAUAAAGACAUCAACAAGUCAAUGAUCACGUUUAUCUUGUCAAUGGAGAUAUGUUGUGCGCGGGUAUCGGAUGAAUCUCUUAGUCUAUUGGGUAUUUAUCCUCACGAGUUCGCACACAGAUCUUUAUACGACUUCAUUCCUUCUUCUCAUGCAUCCACACUCGCACGCGUCCACCGUCGCCUUCUUGAUAACGCACACAAUGUCAGCAAAUCAGCGUCUACUACUACUUCUACUACUACCACAGUAACUUCAACAUCAAUGCACGCAUUGCCACCAACACAACGUACUACAGCCGAUUGCUUUGCAAAUACCGCACCUUCUGUUCUCAUGUGCAUUGCCAAUGGGUCUCAAACUCUCAAAGAAGACUUUGCAUUCAAGACUUCGAGUGGACAAGAAGUGAAAGCACAAGCACGGUUUUAUCUUGGAGGAGGAUUGGGCUCUGAUCUCUUUGUUCCUGACACACUUGGCAAACUGUACAUUGUAUGCCUUGCUACACCUGAUGUGGCCUUGCAGCCAACACCAACAUCACAAUCCCCGGCAUUGCCUAUGCAAGAUGCCAUUACAACACCGCAAGAGCAUCAUGUACAGCAACAACAACAACACUAUGAACAGCACCAUACAUUGCCACCAGUAUCGUCAUCAUUAUUUACAACAUCCCCUUCAAUGCCAGCUACAUCUACGACGCCCAAUUUCUCAUCCAUACUUGACCCACCUCAUGUUCCUUUUUCAAUGUUUAAUACCACGUCGAAUGAAACUGAGAGUAGUACACCGAGUAGCCAUCAAGGAGCCACUGGUGGUGGGGAUGACUUGAUCUUACAUAGUCCACCUGAAGCAAAUGAUUAUGUCUCAACGUCACCGCUUUUGAACAUGUCGCCAUCAUCCAUCGAUAUAUCCUAUUCACCUGCAAGUCCUUCUGAUGUGAUGAAUAACAAUACCCAUCAUGAUGUGGAUAUACAACAGCGGCAUCAUGUCACCAUGGCAACAACAACAACAACAUCAGUAUCAUCACCAGCAUCAUCCUCAGCAUCUAUAUCAUCACACCAUCACCAGCAGCAACAACAACCAUCAUCCAACAUCAUCACCACUACCUCUCAUCAUCAUCCCAAGAUCACCGUGGCAACACCCAAAGUCAAACCACAGCAACCUGAAGAUUGUUUAUUGGCUGCAUCAUUAGAUCGACAACAAGAUCGACGCUCGCGAGAACGUGGAUUAUUGAACAAUACAUGGUCGCAUCCACGUGAAGCUUAUUUUCGAGAAAUUGGAUCAAGUCGAAUGGUAUCAGCUGAAGCGAAUGCCAUGGCAGGGUUUCCUUAUCAAUCACCUUCCAAUGCAAUGAUGGAUGCACUACGCCAUUCGACCCAACAUCCUUCUUCAUCUGGCAGUCCAUUAAAUCCAGUAGCUACGCAUCAUCGUAUCCCUAGUAUUCAUUCAACUCGUCUUCCUUCCUUACGACAGCACCCUUUUACUCGUCUAGAACGACCAAGACGCUAA
Lichtheimia ornata is the source of this 1944-nucleotide messenger RNA. RefSeq lists its product as uncharacterized. The transcript is spliced from 5 exons. The record is from RefSeq and is a predicted model, not a curated record. Bases 1 to 1944 code for a protein of 647 amino acids. NCBI's taxonomy places the organism in Eukaryota, Fungi, Mucoromycota, Mucoromycetes, Mucorales, Lichtheimiaceae. Gene Ontology annotation, molecular function: DNA-binding transcription factor activity, RNA polymerase II-specific; zinc ion binding. Gene Ontology annotation, biological process: regulation of DNA-templated transcription.